Messenger RNA from Giardia duodenalis, 702 nucleotides. RefSeq lists its product as uncharacterized. The transcript has a single exon. NCBI's taxonomy places the organism in Eukaryota, Fornicata, Diplomonadida, Hexamitidae. The coding region runs from base 1 to 702 and encodes 233 amino acids. The record is from RefSeq and is a predicted model, not a curated record.
AUGUCCUGGAUGGCGCCCCCAGACCCUGUGCCCACGCGCAUACAGAAGCAAAUGGUCUCACAGAUAACCUUCGAGACUGGAGAUGCAACGGCAGAGCAGCCCCUUCCCGGUCGCAGAAUGAAGCCGGGUGCAAACACUUCUUCAUCGAUAGUCUUUAUGUCCGAUAAUGACAUGAAGGAUUACGCAGCUCAGAGGUCUGCUGAGCAUGCAGAGCUUGCUACAAGGCACAACAGCGAGCAUAAGCGCAAGGAUGAGGGCGUACUCAUAAGCCCAGGGGGCGACCUUGAUGCCAAUGGUGAGUUGAUCCGCAAGUUGCCGCCUCCCAGUGUCCACGUGAGCACACAGAGACCUAAGGACCAGUUUCACGUCAGAGCAGAUCCUGCUUUGGAAGAGGCUAGUUUACACACGUCCAUCGGUAUCAACAAGAAGGGUCAAGAGUCGCAUGUCAUUCCCUCUGACUCCUCAGCCACCUAUGACGAAUUCAGACAGCGGGCGAUUGAACAGGCAAGUAUGGAUAGACCAGGCAAGUCGUCUGAUGCUCUAUCAAACCCCAACUAUGGAUAUGACAUGAACUAUGGGUUCAAUCAGGCCGGCUUCAAACCAACUAGCAAUUCUCCCCCUGAAGUAGAGAAGAACCCAAGAGAAAUCGCGCGCAAGGCACACGAAGCCAACUACAGAACAGACGCAUCUAACUUCUAUUAG